Molecule: messenger RNA, 1845 nt
Organism: Cyphellophora europaea CBS 101466
Lineage: Eukaryota; Fungi; Ascomycota; Eurotiomycetes; Chaetothyriales; Cyphellophoraceae
Exons: 1
Coding region: 1-1845 (614 amino acids)
Source: RefSeq, a predicted model, not a curated record
AUGUCUAGGCGCCGUAUUGAAAGAGGCUUGCCUCCAGUCUCUACUCAAGCCAAUGCUCUUGGACGGCUCGUUGAUCAAAUUGAUCAUCAGCCCGCCAGGGUCCCUCGACGCACGAAGCCAUACUACAAGCCACGCGGCCCCUCCACCAUUCCUCACAACCCAUCCACACCCGAACGCCCCACGAUUUCACCCAUUACCUCUCCCUCUGAGUCGACUAGCCCUCCACAAUCAGGCUAUAUUGCGCAAGCUCCUGAGCAAGACAAUGCCAACAUCAAUGAGGACUAUGGCGAAUCGGAUUCGAAGAAGGUCGCUCGUCCUGUUGACCGCGACACCGAUGAAGCUAGCACUGAUGAAUACUAUGGUGCAGAUGAUCAGCCCGGACACGAACUACGCAACGACAAAGGCCCUGCAAUCGAUGAUGAUUCGGGGAGCGAAUUCAACGUCGCUGUCGCGAACCCUGUCAAGACUCGUCGAACUCGUCUUGCUUCUCGCAAGUCUCGCAAUACACGUGUGACUGCUGUUGCUAGCCAUGAUACAGACGUUGGAGAGGACAACGGCGGUCACAGUCAAGAGGAUUCCGAAGAAGUCUCACGGGCUCCCGCUGACAACAAGCGCAAGUCUUCGCAGAAGGCGUGCGGGAUUGACGGCAGCUCAAUCUCACCAGCGUCACGCCCUGCGAGCAAGAAGCUCCGUGCUGAUGCGCGCAAGGGCGCUACAGCUGGUGCUUCCGGCUGGCACAUUUCAAGCUUCAACGACGUUCACGUUCGACUUUCAGUAGCUACGGGCUACCCACCCAAGGACCUGACACUGGCCAAGAAGUAUCCUAUUUCGGAAGUCGACACGAUCGCCAAAUGCCGAGCCGCUCUUGCUGCCGACUUCGGUAACGAGAUCGUAGCUCAAGGCUUCAAGGGAAAGGCUAAGAUUCUGUCUUAUCGUGUCGAGAAGUUGAUGGACAUUGUCGACACCCAAGGUAAAGGCACCAAGCAAGAUGAUGAGAUCUGGGACAAUCUCGGCCGUAGCUCUACCGAAGUCUUCAGAAGAUGGAUUGAAGAUGCAAAGACUGGCCACGUUCAAGGCGUCCUUCCACGCAUUCAGGUUCUCAUUCUAGAUGAGCACGACCCUCUCGCCGAAGAUACCGAAGAUUACCUACUCGGACGCCGUCGAUUCCUUCAGUCCGACAAUGUCUCCCUGCCGAAUGGUCUCAUCAUCGGCAAGCGUGGCCACAAAGGCAAGCGCGCCGACGGCAAGACGGACGCUGACUACAUGGGCCGGACGGAGAGCCGAGAGACCAAGGUUGUGGUGGAUGGCAAGAAGAUGAACAUGGACGACCACGAUCUCAUGAAGGCCAAGCUUGAUGACUACGACGCCAGCAUCGAACGCGCUCGGAAGUUCGCCGGUCAGAUCAUGACUCUCACCGAGGAGCAAAAGAAGAGCCAGGCCGAGAAUGAAGAACUCAAGAAGAAGAAUGCGGCCCAGGAGAAGAAGAUCUCUGUCCUUGAGGCGAGACUCGCCAAUCUCGACCUGGACGCUGAUGCCCAGGCUAAGAUCCUCACCCUCGAACAGCAGCUAGAAACCUGCCGCAGCGCUGUCGUGAGCAUGGCUCUGGACCGCCAGUACGCCCGUGCUGGCUACGCUGACAUUCUCGACGACAACGAGCAGGCAACCUCCAUCAGUAGUGAUGAGUUUGCCGCUGUCUCGGCCUUGAUCGCCUUGAGCCGCGCUCCAGUCGUCCACACAGUUGCUUCUAAUGGGCACCCGGUGGUGUCAGACCCGGUCGAUGGCUCCGGGGAGUCGAGCUUGCGAUCGUCGGUGAAUAUGCGCUUUGAGUGGGAUGGUUAUUAUUGA